Aspergillus aculeatinus CBS 121060 is the source of this 820-nucleotide messenger RNA. Its product is annotated as Rieske (2Fe-2S) protein. Lineage: Eukaryota; Fungi; Ascomycota; Eurotiomycetes; Eurotiales; Aspergillaceae. The record is from RefSeq and is a predicted model, not a curated record. The transcript is spliced from 2 exons. Bases 28 to 546 code for a protein of 172 amino acids. Gene Ontology annotation, molecular function: 2 iron, 2 sulfur cluster binding.
CAACUAUACUCCCAUCCCAUACCGGCAAUGAACCCCUUCCAUCGACCAUCACAGACAGCAGCCACCUGGCGCAAGGUCGGCCUCGCAUCCGACUUCCCAGACGUCGACUCCGAAGAUGCCAAGUCGCGGAUCAAGGCCAGCUGCAAGGCAUUCCAUGUCCCCACCACGGCCACCACGGACGAGUGCCCGUCCGACACCCCCGUCGAGGCGGACCUGGACAUGCCGGGCAACAUCAACGAACAGGUCCUCGUCUUUCGGUACAAGGGCAAACUCCAUGCUAUUGACCAUCAAUGCCCUCACGCCCUGUAUCCACUAUCCUGGGGCAGCGUCUUUGAUAUCGAGGACUUCGGCAUCACUCUCAGCGCGGGCAUCAACUGUCCCAAGCACGGGUGGUCGUUCGAUCUGUUCUCGGGGCAGGCGGACCGUGGCAACUACAAGCUGAAGGUCUGGGAGGUGCAAUUGCGGGAUCCCCCGGCGUCGAAGGAGGGGGCCGCAGGGCCUGCCGAGCAGGAGGUUUGGGUGAGGCGAAAGCAGCGGAUUGGCUAGGGUGAGUAGCACGGAUUGACGGUCCGAAGCUGAUGGUAUGUGCGGCCUCUCAAGCCACGUGCCCGUUGUGGAUGGUUGUACUGAGGUUCAUCGAUGCAUAUCGCGUUGCUGUCGCGGGUGAUGUCUUCACACUGGGUCCGUCCUUCCGUGGCGACCUUGGUUGUGAUAUGCAGUCAGCGUGGCUACGGGGUCUUGAAAGUCCCUGGAUUGUACAUAGCUCUAGAAGUCACUUGGCAACAAAGAUGUACAUUAGAAUAAGGCUGGCCGUAGAGAG